CCUAUAAGGGCCGCCACCGGCUUCGCGUCCGCGUCCAGGAGGACUACAGUUCCCAGGCUGCUCUGCUCCCUCCCUCGGGUGGUAUCCCCCUUUCCCGGUGCCGGACGCGGUAGGCGCUACCCAAGAGUGCCAGGUCCUGGGCUCUCUGUGUCCUUCUCCGGGGCAGGGACGAGGGCAGGUCUUGACUCUCGGGCACCGGGCCCGGAGGGAGCGCCGGAGGCCGCGCUCUCCCCUGUCCGGCUUACCUCACACUCCUGUCCUCCUUGCCCACCCGCGGCCGCCUGGAUAACUCCGGACUGACUGCCUGAGGCACGGGUGGCGGUCUCGGCGGCCGCGGCUGUGGCGAGGCCGCGGCCCUCGGGGCGGCGGUAGCAGCGUCAGCGCUGGGGAGGAGGAAGGAAGAUGGCGUCGGAGCUGGAGCCCGAGGUGCAGGCCAUCGACCGGAGUUUGCUGGAAUGUUCGGCUGAGGAGACCGCGGGGAAAUGGCUGCAAGCAACUGACCUCACUAGAGAAGUGUACCAGCAUUUAGCCCACUAUGUACCCAAAAUCUACUGCAGGGGUCCCAACCCUUUUCCACAGAAGGAGGACAUGCUGGCACAGCAUGUUUUGUUGGGACCAAUGGAAUGGUACCUUUGUGGUGAAGAUCCCGCAUUUGGAUUUCCAAAACUUGAACAAGCAAAUAAACCUUCUCAUCUUUGUGGUCGUGUUUUUAAAGUAGGAGAGCCUACAUACUCUUGCAGAGACUGUGCAGUUGAUCCAACUUGUGUUUUGUGCAUGGAGUGCUUUUUGGGAAGUAUUCACAGAGACCAUCGAUAUAGGAUGACAACAUCAGGAGGUGGAGGUUUCUGUGACUGUGGUGAUACUGAAGCUUGGAAAGAGGGUCCUUACUGUCAAAAACAUGAACUUAACACUUCUGAAAUUGAGGAAGAAGAGGAUCCUCUUGUCCAUUUAUCAGAGGAUGUGAUAGCGAGAACCUACAACAUUUUUGCUAUUAUGUUUCGAUAUGCAGUGGAGAUACUAACCUGGGAAAAAGAAAGUGAAUUGCCAGCAGAUUUAGAGAUAGUAGAGAAGAGUGAUACCUACUAUUGCAUGCUGUUUAAUGAUGAGGUGCAUACUUAUGAACAAGUUAUUUAUACCCUUCAGAAAGCUGUUAACUGUACACAAAAAGAAGCCAUUGGCUUUGCAACUACAGUAGAUCGAGAUGGACGUAGGUCUGUUCGAUAUGGAGAUUUCCAGUAUUGUGAACAAGCAAAAUCAGUAAUUGUGAGAAAUACCAGUAGACAGACAAAGCCACUCAAAGUUCAAGUUAUGCAUUCGUCUAUUGUCGCACAUCAGAAUUUUGGUUUGAAACUUUUAUCUUGGCUGGGAAAUGUUAUUGGAUAUUCAGAUGGGCUUCGCCGAAUUUUAUGUCAAGUUGGUUUACAAGAAGGGCCAGAUGGCGAAAACUCGUCUCUAGUGGAUAGAUUGAUGCUUAAUGAUUCCAAAUUGUGGAAAGGUGCUAGGAGUGUGUAUCAUCAGUUGUUUAUGAGCAGUCUACUUAUGGAUUUGAAAUAUAAGAAGUUGUUUGCUAUUCGAUUUGCAAAGAAUUACCAGCAGUUGCAGAGAGAUUUUAUGGAGGAUGAUCACGAGCGAGCAGUGUCCGUGACUGCUCUGUCUGUCCAGUUCUUCACCGCACCUACUCUGGCUCGGAUGCUUAUCACAGAAGAAAACCUGAUGACCAUCAUCAUUAAGACUUUUAUGGAUCAUUUGAGACAUCGAGAUGCCCAGGGCAGAUUUCAGUUUGAACGAUAUACUGCUUUACAAGCCUUCAAGUUUAGGAGAGUUCAGAGCCUUAUUUUUGAUCUCAAGUAUGUGUUAAUUAGCAAACCAACUGAAUGGUCAGAUGAUCUGAGGCAGAAGUUCCUAGAAGGAUUUGAUGCCUUUUUGGAAUUACUCAAAUGUAUGCAGGGAAUGGAUCCAAUUACACGUCAAGUAGGACAGCAUAUUGAAAUGGAACCAGAGUGGGAGGCAGCCUUCACACUACAAAUGAAAUUAACACAUGUCAUUUCAAUGAUGCAGGACUGGUGUGCUUUAGAUGAAAAAGUGUUAAUUGAAGCUUACAAGAAAUGCCUUGCUGUAUUGAUGCAGUGUCAUGGUGGUUUCACCGAUGGUGAACAACCAAUCACAUUAAGCAUUUGUGGACAUUCAGUGGAAACUAUCAGAUACUGUGUUUCCCAAGAAAAAGUUAGCAUUCACCUCCCAGUUUCUCGCUUACUUGCAGGUUUACAUGUAUUAUUAAGCAAAAGUGAAGUGGCAUAUAAAUUUCCAGAGCUCCUACCUCUAAGUGAACUUAGCCCACCCAUGUUGAUAGAACACCCUCUUAGAUGUCUUGUUUUAUGUGCCCAAGUACAUGCAGGAAUGUGGAGGAGAAAUGGCUUCUCUCUAGUAAACCAGAUUUAUUACUACCAUAAUGUGAAAUGCAGACGUGAAAUGUUUGACAAGGAUAUAGUAAUGCUUCAGACAGGUGUCUCCAUGAUGGAUCCAAAUCAUUUCCUGAUGAUAAUGCUCAGCCGCUUUGAACUUUAUCAGAUUUUCAGUACUCCAGACUAUGGAAAAAGAUUUAGCUCUGAGAUUACCCAUAAGGAUGUAGUUCAGCAAAACAAUACUCUAAUAGAAGAAAUGCUAUACCUCAUUAUAAUGAUUGUUGGAGAGAGAUUUAGUCCUGGAGUUGGACAGGUAAAUGCUACAGAUGAAAUUAAGCGAGAGAUUAUCCAUCAAUUAAGCAUCAAACCUAUGGCUCAUAGUGAAUUGGUGAAGUCUUUACCUGAAGAUGAGAACAAGGAGACUGGCAUGGAGAGCGUAAUUGAAGCAGUUGCCCAUUUCAAAAAACCUGGAUUAACAGGACGAGGCAUGUAUGAACUGAAAGCAGAGUGUGCCAAAGAGUUCAAUUUGUAUUUCUAUCACUUUUCAAGGGCAGAGCAGUCCAAGGCAGAGGAAGCUCAACGGAAAUUGAAAAGACAAAACAGGGAAGAUACAGCACUUCCACCUCCAGUUUUGCCUCCUUUCUGCCCUCUAUUUGCAAGUCUGGUAAACAUUUUGCAGUCAGAUGUGAUGUUGUGCAUCAUGAGGACAGUACUGCAGUGGGCUGUAGAACAUAACGGAUAUGCCUGGUCUGAGUCCAUGCUCCAAAGGGUGUUACAUUUAAUUGGAAUGGCACUACAAGAAGAAAAACAGCAUUUAGACAAUGUCACAGAAGAGCAUGUAGUAACAUUUACCUUCACUCAGAAGAUAUCAAAACCUGGUGAAGCACCAAACAACUCCCCUAGCAUAUUAGCUAUGCUGGAAACACUACAGAAUGCUCCCUACCUAGAUGUCCACAAAGAUAUGAUUAGAUGGAUAUUAAAGACUUUUAAUGCUAUUAAGAAGAUAAGAGAGAGUUCAUCCACUAGUCCUGUGGCAGAGACUGAAGGAACCAUAAUGGAAGAGAGUUCAAGAGACAAAGACAAAGCUGAGAGGAAGAGAAAAGCUGAGAUUGCCAGACUGCGCAGAGAAAAGAUCAUGGCCCAGAUGUCUGAGAUGCAGCGGCACUUUAUUGAUGAGAACAAAGAACUCUUUCAGCAGACAUUAGAACUAGAUGCCUCUACUUCUGCUGUUCUUGAUAAUAGCCCUAUGGUUUCAAAUAUGACACUUAGAGCUUUGGGGCCAGCACAAACUCAGGUCCCUGAACAGAGACAGUUUGUUACCUGUAUAUUGUGUCAAGAGGAGCAAGAGGUGAAGGUGGAGAGCAAGGCAAUGGUUCUGGCGGCAUUUGUUCAAAGAUCAACUGUAUUAUCAAAAAACAGGAGUAAAUUCAUUCAGGAUCCAGAAAAAUAUGAUCCAUUAUUCAUGCACCCUGAUCUGUCUUGCGGAACACACACUGGUAGCUGUGGGCACAUUAUGCAUGCCCAUUGUUGGCAAAGGUAUUUUGAUUCCGUUCAAGCUAAAGAACAGCGAAGGCAACAGAGAUUGCGCUUACAUACCAGCUAUGAUGUGGAAAACGGAGAAUUCCUUUGUCCCCUCUGUGAGUGCUUGAGUAAUACUGUAAUUCCUCUGCUGCUUCCUCCACGAAAUAUUUUUAACAGCAGGUUAAAUAUUUCAGACCAACCAAAACUGACUCAGUGGAUUAGAACAAUCUCUCAGCAAAUAAAAGCAUUACAGGUUCUUAGGAAAGAAGAAAGUACUCCUAAUACUGCUUCUUCAAAGAAUUUAGAGAAUAUGGAUGAAUUGCAGUUCCCUGAAGGGUUUAGGCCUGAUUUUCAUCCUAAGAACCCUUAUUCUGAGAGCAUAAAAGAAAUGCUAACAACAUUUGGAACUGCUACUUACAAGGUGGGACUAAAGGUUCAUCCCAAUGAGGAGGAUCCCCGUGUGCCCAUAAUGUGUUGGGGUAGUUGUGCAUACACCAUCCAAAGCAUAGAAAGAAUUUUAAGUGAUGAAGAUAAACCAUUAUUUGGUCCUUUGCCUUGCAGACUGGAUGACUGUCUUAGGUCAUUAACAAGAUUUGCUGCAGCACAUUGGACAGUGGCAUCACUUUCAGUGGUGCAAGGACACUUUUGUAAACUUUUUGCAUCAUUGGUGCCAGAUGACAACCAUGGAGACCUUCCAUGCAUAUUAGAUAUCGACAUGUUUCAUUUAUUGGUGGGCUUGGUGCUUGCUUUCCCUGCAUUGCAGUGUCAGGAUUUUUCUGGGAUCAGCCUUGGCACUGGAGAUCUUCACAUUUUCCAUCUGGUUACUAUGGCACACAUCGUACAGAUCUUACUUACCUCGUGUACAGAAGAGAAUGGCAUGGAUCAAGAAAAUCCUGCUGGUGAAGAAGAAUUAGCAGUUCUUGCUUUGUAUAAAACACUUCACCAGUGUACAGGAAGUGCCUUGAAAGAAAUACCAUCUGGCUGGCAUCUAUGGAGGAAUGUCAGAAAUGGAAUCAUGCCUUUCCUUAAGUGUUGCGCUUUGUUUUUUCAUUACUUAAAUGGCGUUCCUUCUCCACCUGAACUUCAAGUUUCUGGAACAAGCCAUUUUGAACAUUUGUGUAACUACCUUUCCCUGCCAAACAACCUCAUUUGCCUUUUUCAAGAAAAUAAUGAGAUAACAAAAUUACUGAUUGAAAGUUGGUGUCAUAACAUUGAAGUUAAAAGAUAUCUUGAAGGUGAAAGAGAUGCUAUAAGCUAUCCAAGAGAAUCCAACAAAUUAAUAGACCUUCCAGAGGAUUAUAGCAGCCUCAUUAAUCAAGCAUCUAAUUUCUCAUGCCCCAAAUCAGGUGGUGAUAAGAGCAGAGCCCCCACUCUGUGCCUUGUGUGUGGAACUCUGCUGUGCUCCCAGAGCUACUGCUGUCAGACUGAACUGGAAGGGGAAGACGUGGGAGCCUGCACAGCUCACACCUACUCCUGUGGUUCUGGGGUGGGCAUCUUCCUCAGAGUGCGGGAAUGUCAGGUGCUAUUUUUAGCUGGCAAAACCAAAGGCUGUUUUUAUUCUCCUCCUUACCUUGAUGACUAUGGGGAAACUGACCAGGGACUCAGACGGGGAAAUCCUUUACAUUUGUGCAAAGAGCGAUUUAAGAAGAUUCAGAAGCUUUGGCACCAGCACAGUAUCACGGAGGAAAUUGGACAUGCACAGGAAGCAAAUCAGACACUGGUUGGCAUCGACUGGCAACAUUUAUAGUUACUUCACUACCAAAAACAUAAACUUGGAUUUUUGUAACCCAGUUGGCUUUUCAGGAAAGAAUAGGAAAUAAAUUCUACUGAAUUUGGAAAUAAAUUCUAUAUUUAAGCUUUUCUUCCCAGUUUUGUUUUCAUAGUUUCUGGCUCCAGGGACUGAUGAAAAUCAUCUUCCAUCAGUGGAUUUUCUUGCACCGUUUGCUGUGUCCCUCAAUAUAACUGCUUGAGUUUUAGAAUUCAGCAAGGAACUUCUCUUCCCAGGCUGGGCACAGCCCCUUUGUGGGCAUCUAACCGCUUUGACUAUUCCCAGUAGGCUGAGCCAUGUUAUGUUACUGAUCACAAGGCACUCCAGGCCUGAAGCUGAUUUGACAGCAGCAGGAAACAGUCUCUGUGGUCUAUUGGGGUCACAUUUCCUGGUCCCUUUCAGUGACUCUCAACACUGGGACUAGGUCGCUGUCCCCUCUGCUAACAGGACCCUACCUCUAAGAGCAAAGCAGUGGAUUUUGAAAGUGGCUAUCCCUGUCUCCAUUGGCUAUGAGCAGGUUGGGGCACAUGUGCAGGAGGAGCCUGUGGGAUGGAUAUCAAGCUUGCUUCAUAUGCUGGGUGGUUUUCAGGGCUAUAAAAGUUGGAUUUGUAGGGGAGGGGGGCAAGACUUUUGGCUUUGAGAGAAAAACUCACUUUAAAGGGCUUUUUGAAAACUUAGACUAUCCUAAUUUUUCAGACAAUAUAUUCCCAUUUCUAAGACUAAACCAAGAGAUUGUAUGCAUCUAGAAUCAAACUAGAAGAAAAAAUGAGAAUUCAGUGUUUUGAGGUUCCCCUACCCUUUCUAGCAUUUCCUGGAAUAGACGAAUUACUGUUUACCUGCUGGCUCACUUAGUACAUUCCUGGGACAGCUUUUGUGCCCAGGGUUUUUAUUAUUUUUAAGCAUUAUUGUUCUUACUAAGAGGUGCCUUCCUAGAAUGAUAGCCGCUUAGUAGAAUAGCUUUUAACUGUUACAUACCACAUAGCCACUCUCAUUUGAUGUAUGUGUGCUGAGAGCUUGAAUACAGAGAGUACUUGCAGAUUUAGUGGAGGAAUAAAUUCUGAGCCUCUCUAAGGUAGGGCUAAGGGACAAAUGAAUAAUAAGAGACUCUUGGAUUUUUUUAGCCAAUGCAAGUAAACCUUUCACUCAAUUUUCUUGAACUGCAUCUGUAAGUUCUGUUCCAUUCAGCUUUGUAUACACUGCAGUAAACCCAGGAGGAAGGUCAGAAAUCCAGACUUCAGGCUAAAAUAAAGAGGGAUACAGAAGCCACAUCCACUGCUUCCUCUCUAAGGUAGUGUGUGACAGGACCCCCUCUUCUGAAACCCUUCUUGCUUGGGACUGGCUCACCAUCUGAGAGGAGGACCAACAGGAAGAAAAUCCAAAUUAGAACACAGCAUUCUUCCCCCUUUAUCUGGCCUUUCUUCCAUUCAUAAGAACUGGGGCUGUGGAUGGCAUAAUGAUUUUAAUGUUUAUUUUGGUCUUUGUCGCAUCCCCGUUCCUUUAGCAUUUAAGCCCAGCUUCUUUUGGCUUUUCUCCAUAUGUUCCCCCAAGCUUGAAUUUAAAAUAGGACCAGGUUUCUCCCUCUGUAAAUGAAUUAUAAACAUUUCCACCAAAUCAUAACAAUACUGUGGCUUUCAGGAAUGACUUUACAGAAGUCCAUUGUUAGCAGAGGGUGUCCCUGGAUUUCAUUCUCUGAAAAUGACAGAGAGUCUGAGAGAAGAUGAACUUACAUGAAAUAGCAACACACGCACCCUUUUAUCUUCUAGUGUGUGCAUAAUUAAGCUAAUUGUCAUCCUUGCCAAUGAUUUAUGAUUUGUUCCGCAUGUAUUAUCUUUAUUGUAGAAAUGUUUAUAUAACAUGCUUUCCAUAUCAGGGAAAAUCAUAUCUGUUUAAUAAAUUGGCUAUAACUUUAAUAUCUGUGGACAACUUGUAAAAUUUGGAAUGUAUCAUAUGUAAAAAGUUUAAAGCUAUCCAAAUAAAUGCUUUAGGUGUUGACAUUA
Messenger RNA from Nyctereutes procyonoides (raccoon dog), 7688 nucleotides. It is a transcript of the gene UBR2, whose product is annotated as ubiquitin protein ligase E3 component n-recognin 2. Gene Ontology annotation, molecular function: zinc ion binding; ubiquitin protein ligase activity. NCBI's taxonomy places the organism in Eukaryota, Metazoa, Chordata, Mammalia, Carnivora, Canidae. The transcript is spliced from 47 exons. Bases 403 to 5670 code for a protein of 1755 amino acids. The record is from RefSeq and is a predicted model, not a curated record. Gene Ontology annotation, cellular component: cytoplasm; ubiquitin ligase complex. Gene Ontology annotation, biological process: ubiquitin-dependent protein catabolic process via the N-end rule pathway.